AUGACCUCCACAGACGAACAGGCCAAGAAGAUGAUCAGCACGAUUCAGAGUAUCGAUGGAACUUCCGAAAUAGUCGUUACCCUGCAAGAGAACAACGACGCUACAAAGCCACCGACUUUGCUCAACAUAUCAUCGCGCUCUCUUACGACGCCCGGCCAAGACCACACAGCCUCAGAGCGCGCAACACAUGUCAUCAUCUCCCUGGGAUCCGGUGGUCAAUUGGCAGAGAAAUUCUUCACGGGUGUUGUGCAUCCGAUACUACAAUCCAUCUACGGAGAACCCGGCAUUCAAUCAAUAAAAGUGCAUACAACCACCUCAGCCACCAGCAUUUUAGAACUCACAGACAACACCCUGUUCCCCGCGGCCAAUAAUGGCAAAUCACUCCGCAUCAUCCUCCUAUCAGGCGACGGCGGCAUUGUUGACCUCGUAAAUAGCCUAUCAGCCCAUACCCGCAGCGCCACAUACAUACGCCCUGAAGUCGUAUUACUCCCGCUUGGAACGGCAAACGCCCUCUAUCAUUCCAUAAACGUGGGGAAACAACAUGUCUGGGGUCUGGACGCCCUCGCCUCUACCACUGCCAAGCCCCUUCCCCUCUUCACCGCCACCUUCUCCCCAGGCGCCCGUCUCCUAACCAACGAAGGCCAAGAUGAAGAGCAGCUUCCACAAGAUAGCGAGGGAAACGGUGUCCUCCAUGGCGCCGUAGUAGCUAGUUGGGGCAUGCACGCCUCUCUUGUUGCAGACAGCGAUACAAAAUUUUACCGCCAAUACGGCGUCGAGCGUUUCAAAAUGGCUGCAAAAGAAGCCUUAUACCCCGCCGACGGCUCACCCCCACACCCGUACAAAGCCAAACUCUCCGUUUCCAAAGGAAAAGGCGUGUGGAGUGAAUUCGCCGAAGAUGAACACAUGUACGUUCUCGCAACCCUUGUUUCGAAUCUCGAACAACCGUUUUGUAUUUCCCCGGAGAGUAAGCCGUUGGAUGGGAGUUUGCAUAUAGUGCAUUUUGGCCCGAGGAAUGGGGACGAGGUUAUGCGCAUUAUGGGGUUGGCGUAUCAGGGGGGUAAACAUGUGCAGGAUGAAGAGGUCAUGUAUGAGAGUAUCGAUGGACUUCGGAUUGAGUUUCAGGGCAUGGAAGGUGAGGGGAGGUGGCGGAGGAUAUGUGUGGAUGGCAAGAUUGUGAGGGUUGAUGGUGAGGGGUGGGUAGAGGUGAGGAAGGAGGAUAAGAUUGUGUUGGAUGUUGUGGUUGUUUGA
Messenger RNA from Pyrenophora tritici-repentis Pt-1C-BFP, 1248 nucleotides. RefSeq names its product LCB5, Sphingosine kinase and enzyme related to eukaryotic diacylglycerol kinase. Gene Ontology annotation, biological process: phosphorylation; sphingosine biosynthetic process. Gene Ontology annotation, cellular component: intracellular membrane-bounded organelle; membrane; cytoplasm. Gene Ontology annotation, molecular function: lipid kinase activity. The record is from RefSeq and is a predicted model, not a curated record. NCBI's taxonomy places the organism in Eukaryota, Fungi, Ascomycota, Dothideomycetes, Pleosporales, Pleosporaceae.